CGACAUCUUUGGACCCUCCUCAUUUGUUGUCUUCACAACGCUGUUUGGAUGGAAAAGUUUGCAGACCUGGAAGUCCAUCUCCCAGAUGGCACAAUCCGGGGUAUCAAAAUGGAGUACCAAAACAAAAGCAUACGUGCUUAUCGAGGAAUUCCAUUCGGAAAAGCUCCUUUGGGAAAAUUAAGAUUCCAGAUUGCAGACCUUAUAGUCGAUACCACGGAUGGGAAAGUUCGGGGCUCCGAAGUUAUAUACCAGAACAAAAGCAUAUACGCCUUUCGAGGAAUCCCAUUCGCGAAACCUCCCUUAGGAAACUUAAGAUUUCAGGCUCCGGUACCGGCGGAACCAUGGGAGGGUGUUUUGGAUUCAAACAAUACGGCCGUAUGUUGCAUUCAACUUGAUGGUCCCUCAACCCUAACUAACCAAACGGUUAAUACGACAACCCAGUUGCUGCAACAAAGUGAAGAUUGCCUGCAUAUUAACGUCUUCACUCCCAAUGUAAACAAUACCGAGUUGUUACCGGUAAUGUUCGCCAUAUACGGGGGCGGUUUUAAAGCAGGAUGUGCUACAGACGCGGUUCUAGUCCCUUACAAAUUAGUAAAUGAAGGCGUGAUAGUAGUAAUGGCGAACUACAGAUUAGGAGUUUUUGGUUGGUUAUCUACGGGAGAUAAUGUAAUCCUAGGAAACGCCGGCUUCAAAGAUCAGUUAUUGGCUUUGAAAUGGGUCCAAAAAAAUAUUGAACAAUUCGGCGGUGACCCGAAAAAAGUUACCAUAUUCGGAGAAAGCGCUGGAGGCAUAUCCAUUGGGACACAUAUCGUCAAUAAGAAGUCUGCUGGAUUAUAUCGAGCUGCAAUAUGCCAAAGUGGAUGCACUUUGUUCAAAAUAGAAUUAGCAUCGCAAGAUAACCCCAAACAAAUUGCUUACAACCUCGCCAAAUUUAUAGAUCCCACGAUUUCAGAAAGAAAUACUACUACUCAAAUAAAAGACUUUCUUCAGAGUCAAUCUGUCGAUGUGUUAAGUCAAGCUUUUCUUGCGGAUCCUCAAACUGGACCGAUAAUCGAAGUAGAAGAUUCAGAUGCUUACGUUACUGAAGUAGCUUUUCCCCUCUUGGAAUCCGGAAAUUUUAACCAAGUCCCCCUCAUAAUCGGAACUACAUCUGCCGAAGGUCUCAUGUGGUAUGAAGACUGGAGUGCCCUUGAAGCAACUGCACUAAAAUACGAUACCAACAUCCUCAGUUUGAUACCCUACGAUUUGAUACCCUUAGAUGGUGUGGAUUUGAACAAAGUUGCAAAUAUAAUAAAAGAAACAUAUGUCGGCAACUCCGGAUCAUUUUCAAAAUCAUUAGCAGCCGUUAUAGAGUAUGACAGUGACACCAUGUUUGUAACAUCAGCAUUAAAGCAAGCGGAACUCCAGUCGAAAUAUACGCCCGUCUACUUUUACGAAUUCUCCUAUGAAGGUAUCGUCAGCAUAUUUCACAUUAAAGUCGAAGGUACGGAGGGCAAUGUUAUGCACACUGAAGACAACUAUUAUAUCUAUCCAUUCUUGAUACUACCAUCAACGAAAGAAGACAGUUUGACGGGAGAUAAACUAGUUAGACUUUGGACAAACUUUGCGAAAACACUAAAUCCCACUCCUGACCAGUCGGAUCCACUUCUUAACGUAACCUGGCCGCAAGUUUCGCCUAUGGAUAUUCAGUACUUAGACAUUGGCAAAACGCUGGAUAUUAAAAGAGGCAGGAGGGCUAAAGAGUUCGCCAUGUGGAACGAAACUUACUAUACUUACGGCAAACAACCUUUUAUAGGAUUUUAAAAUAUGUUUAAUCGAAAAAUAUA
This is a messenger RNA of Cylas formicarius (sweet potato weevil), 1826 nucleotides long. RefSeq names its product pyrethroid hydrolase Ces2e-like. Lineage: Eukaryota; Metazoa; Arthropoda; Insecta; Coleoptera; Brentidae. The record is from RefSeq and is a predicted model, not a curated record. The transcript is spliced from 11 exons. The coding region runs from base 49 to 1803 and encodes 584 amino acids.